AUGGGCCGGGAUCAACGAUAUCUCGAGGAGCAAUUGCAAAGGAGGGAAUCAGAAGUCUCGGAAUUGCGUCGGAAUCACCGCGAACUCGAAGCAAAAUUUUUCCAGCUAGAACGAGCUUUUCAAGUCAACUUGCAACUUCAGAACCGCCAAGAAGUCGAGUUUAAUCGCGUAAAACUGGAAAAUCAGGAACUUCGAGAAAUCAACGAUGAAACCUUACGGGUGAGAACGGAGCUGAAUUCCCGAUUAAUGAACGCAACGAUCGAGAAGGAUCAUUGGAAAAAUGCUUUUCUGCAACAAAAGGAAUUCAUCAACAGCAAUAACAUUGAACGUAACAACACGGUGGCAGAGGUUAAACGAGAAUGCGAGGAUAUUUUGAAGACGACUCGAGAAACGGCGGAGAAACAAUUUCAAGAAUUGGUCGAGUUAUACAAUGGAACCAAAGAAAAGCUGACCCGAUCAGAGGAGGAAAUAGGAACGUACGAAUCCUCCCGGCAGGAAUACGAAAAUCGAACUUUCGAACUGGCGAACCUGCUUGAAACUUUAAAACGUUUCGAGGUGGAUGUCAACUCUGUCUGUCAGCUUGUGGCGGAAGCUUUGAAGAACUUGACCGAACAAGGAAACGUAUACGAGGAGAGCAUGAAGAAUCUGAGGCAUCUCGUUUGGACCACAAAAGACAGAAAGGAUGAACCGGAGUUGAUUUUAUUAAGGAAGCAGAAUUCCGUUCUGAGGGAACUUGUGAAAAGUCUCAAAAGGAAAUUUCAGGUAUUACAAGAAACUCACAACGAGACUGUCAAAAGAGCAAACGAACAGCGUGCCGAAGUUACAUCUCAUGAUAUUGAAGUAAAUUCGCAAAAUUGUGAAGAAAACUUACCAAAACAGAUGACGUUGGAUAAGGAGUACGCUUCAAACACAAAAAAUCACAGAAAUUCGUUAAUUAAAGACAAUAAUCACAACUUUAAUACGGAGAAUGAUGCAAAGACGCGCGAACCGACUAAGGCGCUCGAGAACUACAAUCGAAGGAGCGAAUUCGAUAUCGAGAGUAGCGCGAUCGAUAAGAGCGGGAGAUUACUUCAUAUUGAAUCGCAUACGAACGGCGUGCUUUGCGAGGAGUACAUACUAAAGUUAUCGAAAGACCGUGAAAUAAAAAUUAAAUAUCCCGUUUUUUUGAGUAAUAGUGAGAUACCAGUGAAAAUAGAAUUCGUCGAUGACGAGAACGAAUAUGAAAAAACAUUAUCGGACGGGAUGGUGAUAUUAUUUAAACAUAUAUACGCGUUUGUGAAUGUGAAACAAACCGGGAUACCCUGCAGCACUCAAACAGCCAAAACGAAAACCAUCAACAAUUUUGCCCAAACUGCAAUGACCGGAAUCAAUUCGUUUUCACGUCUGAAUGUUGGCGCCACGGUUCCCUCGAUCUUGAUACCGAUACAACGAGCUCGUCAUACGAGCAGUGGAACACGUAUUUAUCCUCGGCAGCGUACACCCAGGGUACACGGAUAUCUCGCCUCGAGGGCGGUUACACAAGGAUAAUAAUUAUCGUCCCGGCGUACCAGAAGAGUCGUGAGCGGUGCUGAUCAAACGAGUCCGCCGAACGAGUCGUUGGA
Osmia bicornis bicornis is the source of this 1601-nucleotide messenger RNA. RefSeq names its product trichohyalin-like. The record is from RefSeq and is a predicted model, not a curated record. Lineage: Eukaryota; Metazoa; Arthropoda; Insecta; Hymenoptera; Megachilidae.